This is a messenger RNA of Phaeodactylum tricornutum CCAP 1055/1, 1848 nucleotides long. RefSeq lists its product with no specific name. NCBI's taxonomy places the organism in Eukaryota, Bacillariophyta, Bacillariophyceae, Surirellales, Neidiaceae. The coding region runs from base 1 to 1848 and encodes 615 amino acids. The transcript has a single exon. The record is from RefSeq and is a predicted model, not a curated record.
AUGGAAGAUAAACUCUCGUCACCUUCGUCAUCCUCUCAGGGCGCCAGUGUCGCCACCCCGGUCAAGCGACAGCACGAAAGCGACGAUAUUGCGCUUGUAAUACGAAAACAGCCUCCCUCGCACGUGUUUUCUGGUGAAGUGUUCGACAUUGAGUUUGAAUUGGAAGUCAGUCCAGGAUCGCAGUAUAGCCCUCCCGCGAACGUCGAGGUCAUGGUCACACUUGAUUCAAGCAAAGGCAUAUCGAAAGAUGAAACGAAGUUAAUUAUUUUGGAAGAACCUCGCUUGUCGCCUAGUCGCAAAACUGGGAAAGCUAGAUGUCGGCUUGACUGCGUUAUCUUACCGAAAGAACGUGGGGCUGCAGUUUGCAUUCGCGUCGGGGCCAAAAAAGAGCGAGAAAUAUCUGCAUGUGUCACAAACUACAUUCAUAUUGUAAGAGCAAAGCUUUGGGUUCGUGUUGAUGAGUCUUGGGGAAAUGUUUGGUACAAAGAUGAAGGUGGUCGGGACAAAUCGAUUGAAGUCACCGUUAAGGCCUUCGAUCAGCAAAAUAACAUUGUGAAGGAAAGAGUGCCACUUUCCUUGAAAUUAUGUUAUGACUCCCCAUCUCUUUUAAGAGUUUCCAAUCAGCAUCUUUUACGCAAGCUUGGGUCUGAGAGAACUCUCCAAAUCGAGGAACAAACUGGCAUAGCAAAGAUUAGAUUCCGAAUAGAGGAUGUGUCCAAAAAUCACCAAGGUCAAGACUUUGUGGUGGAAAUAUCAGCAGACAAAGAAUUCCAAGACUUUGCUCCGGCGACAACACCGCCAGUAGCCGUUCGCUCGAAGAGGAAUAAACGUCACAGAAACACUCCGUCCAGUGGAAGCUCUCGCCCGUCAAUUGCACUGGACCGAAAUCGCAAUGAAACAUUUCUGGGUAUGCAAGAGGCAGCACAGUUUUCAAAUCCUGUAACCUCUCUUAGUCCGGAUACAGGGAGACUGAGGGAAGCGCUUCAAGAGGUAAUACACUGGACAGAAGAAGUCGUGAACGGUCUCUAUCCGUUGCAAUGGCAAGUUCUCGGAUACACGCAGAAUCCCGACGGGAGUCCUGACUAUAGUCGACCUUAUCACAGCAUGACAAAUCCCAAUGCAGUCAUCAGCAGGGUACUUUCCACGUACAACCAAUCUACUCGGGACAACCUUAACAUUUUAAAGCAGGCAGUUGACCGGACAGAAGUAUUGAACGAUACAAGCGGACAAUCGUCUUAUGCUGCACCUGCCAACAUGCAGAGAGCGUUUGACUCGAUGGGGGACGCGGGUCAGCCUCAGAACAUAUUGCCCUCUCGCCAACGGAUAGACCCGGUCUACGGAGAUUACGCAACUUUGCAGCAUCCAUCAUAUUUUCCGCAACCACCUUCGCGUACAGGUGAUCCGGCGAUGUUGAAUACCCCAGGUCGGCGUUCGCAUCAUGUGAGUUACGGGAGCCAAUCCAAGAUAAAUUCCAAUGAAGACAAUCCAGAGAGUCUGGUGGAAUAUGUUCUGGCGAAAAAAUACAAAUCCCUGCAUAGUGGAGAGCAUUUGGGCUUUCCAGCAUACUCAGGUAACAAAGAAAUAGUGGGUUUCUACCGUGAGGCGACGAACAAGCUGGGAGCUAGCCAAUUCGUUGCUAUAGGCAGGCACACCCGCGAUUUCGGGCCCUUCGAGAUUUUGCAAGCAACUGAUAUUCUUGAGGAGGCAAUAGCGAACAAAAGCGACGCGGUUCAUGCUCUAAAAGAUUGGGGCUCGAUUGGGAAUUUAAUCGAUCACUGUCUUGUUUAUGAUUUCAGCAAAGAUGUUUCUGGUGUUGGAGGCACUCACCAUUCUUUAUCGGGGGCCUGA